Gorilla gorilla gorilla (western lowland gorilla) is the source of this 924-nucleotide messenger RNA. RefSeq names its product olfactory receptor 5M3-like. Gene Ontology annotation, molecular function: G protein-coupled receptor activity; olfactory receptor activity. Lineage: Eukaryota; Metazoa; Chordata; Mammalia; Primates; Hominidae. The transcript has a single exon. Gene Ontology annotation, biological process: G protein-coupled receptor signaling pathway. The record is from RefSeq and is a predicted model, not a curated record. Gene Ontology annotation, cellular component: membrane.
AUGCUCAAUUUCACCGAUGUGACAGAGUUCAUUCUUUUGGGGCUAACCAGCCAUCGGGAAUGGCAAGUUCUCUUGUUCAUCGUUUUUCUUGUGGUCUACAUUAUCACCAUGGUGGGCAAUAUCGGCAUGAUGUUGUUAAUCAAGGUUAGUCCUCAGCUUAACAGCCCCAUGUACUUUUUCCUCAGUCACUUGUCAUUUGUUGAUGUGUGGUUUUCUUCCAAUGUCACCCCUAAAAUGUUGGAAAACCUGUUAUCAGAUAAAAAAAAAAUUUCUUAUGCUGGCAGUUUAGUACAGUGUUUCUUCUUCAUUGCUCUUGUCCAUGUGGAAAUUUUUAUUCUUGCUGCGAUGGCCUUUGAUAGAUACACAGUGAUUGGAAAUCCUUUGCUUUAUGGCAGCAAAAUGUCAAAGGUUGUCUGUAUUUGACUGAUUACUUUCCCUUACAUUUAUGGUUUUCUGACGAGUCUGGCAGCAACAUUAUGGACUUAUGGCUUGUACUUCUGUGGAAAAAUUGAGAUCAACCAUUUCUACCGUGCAGAUCCACCUCUCAUCAAAAUGGCCUGUGCCGGGACCUUUGUAAAAGAAUAUACAAUGCGCAUACUUGCCGGCAUCAACUUCACAUAUUGCCUGACUGUAAUUAUCAUCUCUUACUUAUUCAUCCUCAUUGCCAUUCUGGGAAUGCGCUCAGCAGAAGGAAGGCAGAAGGCCUUUUCCACAUGUGCGUCCCAUCUGACAGCUGUCAUCAUAUUCUACGGUACUCUGAUCUUCAUGUAUCUCAGACAUCCCACAGAAGAGUCUGUGGAGCAGGGGAAGAUGGUGGCUGUGUUCUAUACCACAGUGAUCCCCAUGUUGAAUCCCAUGAUCUACAGUCUGAGGAACAAGGAUGUGAAAAAGGCCAUGAUGAAAGUGAUCAGCAGAUCACGUUAA